This is a messenger RNA of Cicer arietinum (chickpea), 834 nucleotides long. Its product is annotated as F-box protein CPR1-like. NCBI's taxonomy places the organism in Eukaryota, Viridiplantae, Streptophyta, Magnoliopsida, Fabales, Fabaceae. The record is from RefSeq and is a predicted model, not a curated record.
UUGUCUCACACAAGGGAGCAACCCGUACGCAAAAUGUGUACUUUAGAACCCUACUACAGAUGAAUUCAAGGUCAUUCCACCUAGCCUUUUUGAGUAUGUACCUUAUCAUGACACUAUGAAGACCUUUCAUGGUUUUGGUUAUGACCAUGUUAGAGAUGACUAUAAAAUGAUUCGACGAUUAGAUUUCUUUCUUGAUGGCCAAGCAGAUGUGCCAUUUGAUGAACCUAUAGAUUCUGCCUCGAUCUGGGAGAUAUAUAGUCUAAGAAGUAACUCUUGGAGGAAACUUGAUGUUGACAUGCCUUCUUGUAUUAUGGAUGAGGGAGUGUACAUGGAUGGAUUUUGUCAUUGGUCGGGUAUAGAUAGUUUCCAUAGUCUUAGUAAGGUUGGGCCGUGUUUGGUAUCAUUUGACUUGUGCAAUGAAGUGUUCCUUACAACACCUCUUCCCUCAGACAUGGUUGACGAUUAUAAUAUUUGGCGCAUGGUGUUGUUAAAUGGAUCCAUUGCUCUCAUAAUAUAUGAUGAAUCGACUACUUUUCACAUAAGAAUAUUGGGUGAACUCGGUGUGAAGGAAUCGUGGGCUAAUGUCUUCAUUGUCAAGCCAUUACCUUGCGCUCAACAUCUUAUUGGAGUAGGAGAGAAAGGCGGUAUAUUCUUGAGAAAAAAUGAUGAUGAACUAGUAUGGUAUGAUAUGAGUACUCAGACGAUUGAGGAGCUUGGUGUUAAAAUAAGCCGAGGUUAUUGUAACAUUGUAGUUUAUAAGGACAACCUUCUCCCAAUUGUAGGUUUAUGACUUUGGUCAAUAGGAAAUAAUAAUGAAAAAAUGAUUGAAGUCAU